AUGCUUACUCAAGCAAAAUUUGCUCAACAAACUAGUACUGCUUUAGUAACCAAGCUCCUUACUACCCAACCUGAACCUUCCUCUGUGAAUGAAGCUCUUGCUUGUAGAGAGUGGAGAGAGGCUAUGCAAGAGGAGUUUAAUGCUCUCUUAAAAAAUGAGACAUGGAUUCUUGUUCCUCGAACCUCUAAAAUGAAUGUUAUGGGUAAUAAAUGGGUUUUUCGUACAAAGUUUCAUGCUGAUGGUUCCUUGCAAAAAUAUAAAGUUAGAUUGGUGGCAAAAGGAUUCCAGCAAACUCCUGGUUUAGACUACUUUGAAACUUUUAGUCCAGUUAUCAAACCCUCCACAAUUAGGAUCAUUUUUACCCUUGCUAUCUCAAAUGGUUGGGACAUAUAG
Messenger RNA from Pistacia vera, 393 nucleotides. RefSeq lists its product as uncharacterized. The transcript has a single exon. Lineage: Eukaryota; Viridiplantae; Streptophyta; Magnoliopsida; Sapindales; Anacardiaceae. Bases 1 to 393 code for a protein of 130 amino acids. The record is from RefSeq and is a predicted model, not a curated record.